Molecule: messenger RNA, 654 nt
Organism: Brugia malayi
Lineage: Eukaryota; Metazoa; Nematoda; Chromadorea; Rhabditida; Onchocercidae
Product: Tumor protein D52 family protein
Exons: 5
Coding region: 1-654 (217 amino acids)
Cellular component (GO): cytoplasm
Source: RefSeq, a predicted model, not a curated record
AUGCCUCCCAAGAGACCACCUCCUCCUCAGGAACUGUUCACAGACCGAAAAUCUAAAGGAAACACAGUAAUUCCCCAAGAAUUAUCUUUGGGAAGAAAGAGAGAUACCAGAAUGCAAGAUGCUAUGGAUAGAUUUGCCGAUGAACUGAACAAAUUAUCGGAUGACGAGGAGAACAUCGAAGCUGGUGAUGAACAUUUCAUUAAUGGUACUCCAGCUGAACUUAGUGAAGUUGAAAAGGAAUUGAUUAGAGAAGAACUAAAAAAGACUGAAGAAGAAAUCAAUACAUUACGUCAAGUACUGGUUGCACGCCAAAAACAUGCGAGUGAUUUGAAACGAAAACUGGGCAUUUCACCAUUUACUGAAUUUACUGCUGAUAUCAAUCACUCGUUGCAGCAUGUUAGAGAAUCGCAAGCGUACCAAAAGACGUCGGAAGUAGUCACAGGUACAGCGGAUACUGUAAAAAAUAAAUGGAACGAUAUGCGUAAUUCAUCACUGUUCAAAUCAUUUGAAUCUAAGCUAGGAACAGCAUACACGAAUGCCAAAAUUGCGGCGUCUACAAGCAUUGACCAGAUUUCGGGAAUGGCAAAGUCAUCAUCUGGGGCAUCUAGCCAAACUGAUCCUACAUCACCAUCAAAUGAUAAAGUGCAACUGUAA